Molecule: messenger RNA, 435 nt
Organism: Opisthorchis viverrini
Lineage: Eukaryota; Metazoa; Platyhelminthes; Trematoda; Opisthorchiida; Opisthorchiidae
Exons: 3
Source: RefSeq, a predicted model, not a curated record
AUGUAUGAAAGAAGAGAACUAAGACGAGACAAUCUACCAUUGGUCUACUGUGACUUUGUACCAGUAUCCACGACCGACACUACCGUUGUAAAUCUGUUAAGACUAUGCAUUGACCUUAACAAACCUCAACUUCUACAAAAAAGCGAAGUGGAGCAAAUCGUUGGGCGCCAACUUACGAGAAGUCAGACGAACAGAAGACCCGAUUGGCAUCCGUGGUUCGAAUCUGCACAUCGACUUCUCCUGUCUAGGAUUGGGAAACUUAGCAGUAUCCCAACCCCCGUACUUUCUCCGGGUGGUAUAGCGCCUAAACACCAAAAGGGUGUUACAGCUGUCAAGUCACCCGAAGAAAACACCAAGGUCGAGAUACUGCCAGGUUGUCCAAGCCUAGACAGAAGUCCAGAUGCAGAUCAUCUUGAACCACGGACCUUCCGGUUA